AACACAGACCAUUGUCCAUAGGAGAUCCGCGUCACCAUGGAGGCUAUCGCGCAGCAGUUCACCGACUUUUACUACAACCAAUUCGACUCGGACCGAGCUGGUCUUGUCAACCUCUACCGGGGCAACUCGAUGCUCACCUUCGAGGGCACGCAGCUGCAGGGUGCAGCGGCCAUCGUCGAGAAGCUUCAGAGCCUUCCUUUCCAGCGUGUGCAGCACAAGGUCGAGACGCGGGACGCGCAACCGACCGGUGCUGACGGAACCUCCCUGGCCGUCAUGGUCACGGGCGCCCUUGUCGUCGACGACUCGCCCCAGCCCAUGCGCUUCAGCCAGACGUUCAUUCUCAACCCCGAGGGCGGCUCCUACUUUGUUUUCAACGACAUCUUCAGGCUCAACUACGGCUGAGAAGGAGCAAAAGCUGGAGGGGGACAAGGAGCCUUCCUGGAGCGCAUCUUCUUGCCCGAUCGCCUGGGCAAGUCCCUUUUGCCAACCACCGCCAACAUUAGAUGCGCUCUGACAUACUCUGCUAAUCCAUUCGUCCAUUCAUCAUCGCUGAUUCACGAAGGCGGGCAGAAGAAAGAAGGUGGGAGAGCGAGGAUAAGCAAAUCAUAUUGUGAAACGGGACUUUGAUUGAGUGAAAAUAAGGUAAUUGUGGCAAGAGGACGACGCUAUAGAUGUACGGGGGAUUAGAAAGACAUACACCCAAGACAUGAGCUACAUGAGGAGUGGGGGAAAGAGGAAGAGAGUAAUGGAGGACUGACGACAAGGAUGUAGAACACAGAAACGGCAAUCGGCCAAACGCCCUUCCUUUCAUCUUCUAAGUCAGGUCCAUGCCCUGGUUCUCGUCGUU
Acaromyces ingoldii is the source of this 847-nucleotide messenger RNA. Its product is annotated as nuclear transport factor 2. The coding region runs from base 37 to 402 and encodes 121 amino acids. The transcript has 6 exons. Gene Ontology annotation, biological process: protein import into nucleus. Lineage: Eukaryota; Fungi; Basidiomycota; Exobasidiomycetes; Exobasidiales; Cryptobasidiaceae. Gene Ontology annotation, cellular component: nuclear pore central transport channel. The record is from RefSeq and is a predicted model, not a curated record.